Molecule: messenger RNA, 2451 nt
Organism: Pseudophryne corroboree (corroboree frog)
Lineage: Eukaryota; Metazoa; Chordata; Amphibia; Anura; Myobatrachidae
Product: protein-glutamine gamma-glutamyltransferase 5-like
Exons: 13
Coding region: 69-2156 (695 amino acids)
Biological process (GO): peptide cross-linking
Molecular function (GO): protein-glutamine gamma-glutamyltransferase activity
Source: RefSeq, a predicted model, not a curated record
UGCACUUCAUUCUGCACAACACAUAAAAGACACACGCAUAAGACAAGUGACAGCAUUAGCUGCUCACUAUGGAUUACCCACCAGAAAUUUCAAGGAUCGACACCUACAAACUCAAAAAUGGACAAGAGCAUAAUACGCACAGCACCCGGAGCAGGGAGCUCUAUCUCCGUAGAGGCCAGCCUUUUAACAUCAAGUUACUGUUAAACACCCUGGGCAAAGAGAAGAAGUUAAAUAACUUGAGGCUUACAGCACAAACAGGCCCAUACCCAUCCCAACAAGCAGGGACUCUCAUUCAGUUCCCAGUAACAAAGCUGAGUGGCAGCCAGACAUGGAGUGCUGAAGUGGAAAGUGAAACUAUGACUUCUUUAACAAUCACUAUUUGCACUGCAGCAACAGCCUGUAUUGGGCGCUACAGUCUAUUCCUGGAAGGGACAUACUGGGAAAUCUCCAAAUCCUAUGUCCUGGGGGACUUCAUUUUACUUUUUAACCCUUGGUGCUCAGAUGAUGAUGUCUUCCUGGGAGAAGAGUCCUUGAGACAAGAAUAUGUCAUGAAUGAGCAUGGCUUGCUGUAUCAGGGUAGCAACAACUUCAUUCUCACUACACCAUGGAACUUUGGUCAGUUUGAAGACGGAGUGGGUGACAUCUGCCUGAGAAUUUUAGACAUGAACCCAAACUUCUUGAAUGAUCCAUCCAAGGAUUGUUCUAAGAGAGGAGACCCUGUGUAUGUCAGUAGAGUCAUCUCUGCCAUGAUCAAUUCUAAUGAUGACCGCGGAGUGGUAGAAUCUUGCUGGGAUGAGUUCUUCAGAAAUGGGGCCAACCCAAACACAUGGAAUGGAAGCAUCACCAUACUGCGACUUUGGCAUCAGAGUGGGUGCAGGCCAGUUCGAUAUGGACAAUGUUGGGUUUUAGCUGGAGUCAUGUGUACAGUGAUGAGAUUCCUGGGAAUUCCUACUCGUGUAGUGACCAACUUUGAAUCUGCGCAUGAUACAAACUUCAGUCUGACUAUUGAUGAGUACUAUGAUGAUUCUGGGAAAAAGCUGGAGACGGCAGAAGCAGACAGUGUCUGGAAUUUUCAUGUGUGGAAUGAAAGCUGGAUGGCAAGGAGAGACCUUCGUCCUGGGUACGAUGGCUGGCAAGUUCUAGAUGCCACCCCUCAGGAGCUUAGUGGAGGGACAUAUUGUUGUGGCCCAGCACCUGUGAAAGCGGUUAAAGAAGGGGAUGUAGAUGUGGACUAUGACGUGGGGUUUGUGUAUGCGGAGGUUAAUGGUGAUGUUGUUCAUUGGGUUCUCCAAGAAGGUGGGGCUGAGAAAGGGGAAACAGACACUCUUUCUAUUGGCAAAAACAUCAGCACAAAGGCUGUUGGCAGCAAUUCUAGAGAAGAUAUAACGGACCAGUACAAGUAUGCAGAAGGAUCUGCCCAGGAGAGGGCCGUAUUUGAAAAAGCUGUAUCUAGAAUGAAGAUGAAGAAGCCUUUCAGAGACAGAGACUCUGUUGUGGCAUUGGACUUUGAUGUGUCCUUAAAGUUAGCAGAGUCCCCAAUGAUUGGGCAGACAAUCUUUCUCAUAUACCGAAUUAAAAACAGAAGCUUUGAUGCCAAGAGGUUUUCCAUAAGUGUCAGUGCGCAAGAGAUGAUGUAUAACGGGAAGCCUUUGAGUCAGUUCUGGAGUGACAAUGUUGUGAUGGACUUGAGUGCAAACAGAGAUAUAGAGACAAGUUUCCACAUUCAGCCGUAUGAUUACCAGAGAUUUGUACGACCUGGGAAUAACAUCAGAGUAACUGCACUUGCUACAGAUCUGCAGAGCAAGAAACUUAAACUAGCAUCUAAGAACAUCAUAUUUGAAGUUCCUGGUGUAGAGAUCCAGAUUUAUGGAUUGCCAAAACUCAACCAACCUCUUAGUGUCAUCCUGUCCUUCUUCAACCCUCUCAAUGAGAUUCUCAGCAGCUGUGUCAUGACUGCAGAAGGAUCAGGGCUCUUCCCAGGAGGCCCCAUCACAGUGCAUAUGGAUCAGAUUUUCCCUGGUCGAGUCGGCUUUGUACGGAUCUUCUGUGUGCCAUUUAAGAGAGGAGAACUACAGCUGGAAGUGAACUUUUCCUGUAACAAGAUCAAAUAUAUCAAAGGAAGUGCAACCAUCACCAUACCAUGGAUGGAACAUUAGGCACUCCCUAUAUCCAGAGAUACCUUGGGAACUACACAUCAGCAACUUAUUUAACAUUUAAAUUUAAGCAAAAUGCCAAAUUUUAUAUAUUUUUAUUUUCUCUUUGAUAUUUAUGCACUCGUUUCUUAUGUAAAUUAAUGUGAAAUGCACUUUUAAAUAGUUCUUUUGUUUUGUCAUAUACUGUAGGAAUAAAUUACUAAAAUCAAGCAGUCAAGUGAAAAUUGUUUGCACCAGAUGUGCACUAAGGACACUUUCCUUAUUUCUGUUUUUAGUAAACACGGUUUGUUUGUUUGUU